Messenger RNA from Diorhabda sublineata, 2721 nucleotides. It is a transcript of the gene Mapmodulin, whose product is annotated as acidic leucine-rich nuclear phosphoprotein 32 family member A. The transcript is spliced from 4 exons. Gene Ontology annotation, cellular component: nucleus. The coding region runs from base 160 to 963 and encodes 267 amino acids. The record is from RefSeq and is a predicted model, not a curated record. NCBI's taxonomy places the organism in Eukaryota, Metazoa, Arthropoda, Insecta, Coleoptera, Chrysomelidae. Gene Ontology annotation, molecular function: histone binding.
CUUUGGUGGCUAAUCGAUGCUUACUGUCUUGGGUCUCUUCGCGGUUCUUACUCGAGUUUUGUAAAAGCUCAAUUUUGUCAACGAGGUUACGUUUUAAUAAUUCUGGCUGAUUUUCGGUGUAUAUUGUGUCAUUUGUGUUGGAAAUAAAUAUAUUUUGGCAUGGAGAAACGUAUAGAAUUAGAAAAACGGGGAAAAGAUCCUGCGGAAAUCAAAGAUCUUAUCUUGGAUAACUCCAGAAGUACUUCUAUAAUUGGUUUAACAGAUGAAUUUACCAAUUUAGAAAGUUUAUCACUUAUCAAUGUUGGUUUAACUUCCCUUAAAGGCUUCCCUAAACUUCCCAAUCUGAAGAAACUUGAAUUGAGCGAUAAUAGGAUAUCAAACGGGUUGAAUCUAUUAGAAACUAGCCCGAAAUUGACAAAUCUCAACCUCAGUGGCAACAAAAUCAAAGAUUUGGAAACAUUGGAACCUUUAAAGAAUCUAAAAAACCUCAGAAAUUUGGAUCUUUUUAAUUGCGAAGCAACUACUGUAGAAAAUUACAGGGAGAAGGUUUUCAAGAUGAUACCAAGUCUCAAAUAUUUGGAUGGGUUUGAUGAGUUGGAAGGUGAAGCGGAAAGCGAUUUGGAUGAAGAAGUGAACGGCAAUGAAGGUAACGAAAGCGCGAAUGAAGAGGAUAGUGAAGAAGAAGGUUCGUCGGAAUUUGAAGAAGAAGUUUACGAAGGCGGUUUGCGAGCUAUCUAUUCGCAAAAUUUAGAUGAUACAUCGGAUGAAGAAGAUUACGAGGCGAUCGAAGAAGAAGACGAUGAUGAAUGUAUCGAGGAAGAGGAAAUUGAAGAAGAAGAGGAGGUACCUCCGACAACCGAUGGUGCGUAUUUAAAUAUUUUUUUCAUCUUUUUCGUUUUUAAUGUGUUUAUUUAUUUUAGUUUCGAGGGGAAAGAAGCGAAAACUCGAAGAAGGGGAAGGUGAAAACUAAACCCGUUAUUCUGUGUGCAUCAUCAAUAUGUAGUGAUAUAUUAAAACAAAAAAACUUUAUUACCGACCAAUAAAGUGUCUCCAACUUGGCGAGAAGAGACUUUUUCGUUAAAGUCGUAACCCCUGGCUGUGGUUUCAUACUUUACGGGAAAAAAUUUUAAUUUUUGAAUAAAUACGAUAAAUUCUAAAUUGAAUUAUUAACUCGGUAAGUUAAUUAGCCGAAUAUUAAACUGAUCUUAAUAUGGGAAAUUUUUACAAAGGUGUAAGUUGAAUUAUUCAUUAUAAAUUUACACUUGUGAUUGAGUAAUAAUUUAAUUUUUCAUAUAGGAAUCGAUUAAUUACUCCUAAAAUUGUUUAAAUCUCCAAGUUGACGCUUCUACUAUGUAAGGAGCGUGCUAACAGCUAAGAUGUGGAUUUAAUUUAAUUUAGAGUGUUACUUAUUUGAUGUUAUAUCGUAAAUAGAUAUAUGAAACUUUUUUACACAAAUUAAAUUCACAUCUUUCGAGUGAAAAACUUGAAAAAAAAAUCGAGGAAGUGUAAGUUUGUAACGAAAACAAAUUUCCAUUUCAACUUAUAUAAAUAUACUUUAUUUUCAGCUUAUUAGACAAAUUGACAUUCCAAAAAAGCAUUAUUAUCGAAUUACAUUGUUUAAUUUAGUUUUUUAUGAAAUUUUAGUCGAUUCAGAACUUUUUACAACCUACUAGACCCAAUAAUCAAUAUGGGUUGAUUUAACUCCAACAAUCUCAAGUCUCAAGAAGAGAUUUUUGCUUUUUUCAACUUUCUGUAUCAUUGACCUCUUCUUGGCAAUAGAAAAGAGAUCUUCAGAUGCAUUUUAGUCUCUCCCAUUCUUUUUGUUGCAUAUUUUUGCUCUGUUUAUGAUUUACCUCCAACACUCUUUGUUCCUGGCAAGAUAUUUUCACUAGUUUGCUUUUCUGUACCAAAAAACUGAUAUCUACUAAUAUAUUUACAACCUUCCUUGUUUUCGUAACAGAUUUUGACUUUUCUUGACUUCCUCAUUGAUUUUUGUCAGGAAGUCUAUAUCUGCCUUUGUUUUUCUUGGCUCCCUUUGUAAUUCAUCUCCAACAGUCUCUGUUCCCGGCAAGAGAUUUUUGCUUUUCUUGCUUUCUUCUACAAGAGUGCUCAGAUUUUCCAAUAUAUUUAAGACUCCUUUUGCUUUAUUUUAUUUCCUCCAUGAUUUAUCUCAAAUACUCUUUGUUCUUUGCUUUUCGUAAAAAAUUUCAGCUGUUCUUGGUUUCUUCAAUGAUUUUCCUCUCUAAUAUUAUUUCUUGGUUUCUUUUUUUUUUCCAUAUUUUAUCAAGAACUGCUGGCGGUUAAAUAAUUGAAAAGCUUUCGGGGUACUUCAUCGGGUAGUUGUAGAAUUUCUUUGUUUUUUAUUUUUUUAGAUACAUUCGGAUAGUUUUGCGAGCAUUAUAUUUGCAUUUUGUCUUUUCUUUAUUUGAAUAAAAUAAAUUUUAAAACGCAAAUAAAAUAUUUAUAUAUAAAUAAAUGGUAGGGAAUUUUCACUUUACACACCUUUGUGAAUAUUUGAAUAGGUAAAGUAGCAGCCAGAUAUUGUUAAACAAAAUGUAAGAGUCAAUGACGGUAUAGUUCUAUUUUGUACAUCCAUUAUUACAUAAUAAUGUCUAGUAGAUUUAGGGUGUUGACAAUGCAUAUGGAUUAAGUUAUUGUUUUUUUUAUUGAUCUUGUGUUAUAUCAUCAUUUUUUCCUCCAAAUAAAAUUUCUUAACAUUUA